CCCAUCCACCGCAAUACCAACUACCAUGCUGAUGGCACCAAGUCGCUGAUCUAUCUCUAUCACAAACACGACAUCAAUCCGACAACUCCGAGUCCCUACCACCGGAACAAUAACAAUAUUCUCCUCGGACUCCAGGAUGAUGGGACUCCUACCUCGGUAAGUGCCGACGACAAGGAAAAUGACCCGUUCUAUACUUGUUUAAUCCAGCUCGGAACUCUGGAGCAAACUGUGCAGAUGAACUUUGAUUCAGCUUCAGCGGACACUUGGGUGCGGUCCACAGCUAUACCGGACGCCAAUGAUGUCCCCAACGAGACGAUCUUCGAUCCUCUCUAAUCACCCACCUUUCAGAACAUCUCUGGUAACACCCGGCAGGUCCGGUAUGGCGAUGUCCCUUCAGCUUCUGCAACAGUUGGGACGGAUGUUCUUAAAGUGGGAAAUAUCAUGACUGAGAACCAGGCCGUG
Cladophialophora psammophila CBS 110553 is the source of this 462-nucleotide messenger RNA. RefSeq lists its product as uncharacterized. The record is from RefSeq and is a predicted model, not a curated record. The transcript has 3 exons. NCBI's taxonomy places the organism in Eukaryota, Fungi, Ascomycota, Eurotiomycetes, Chaetothyriales, Herpotrichiellaceae. The annotation marks the transcript as partial.